ACAAAAACAAUCUGAUCGCGUCAUAAUGCGAACGACAGUGCUAACACAGAUAGCAUCGAUGGUUCAUCGACGCAACAUGGAAACGUAUAUAUGGUCUGCUGACCAUCAGAAAAGUUAGGGAUGAUCCUCGGCUGAUCCUCCGUUACGAAGCCAUUUAAGCCGGCGAAUUGAGGUUUCGCGGAUUUGAGUUACCGCAGAAAAGAUAUAAAAGUCCGGUGAUGCAGAGGAGCGAAGUAAGGCGAGGGACUGGCGGACGAUAACGAUCGGCAUGUCAAACGGAAGUGUUCGUUGGGAGGCGAGAAUUCUACCAGCAGGUCCACCGCGAUUGCUGGGAUGGAACGUCCCUGCCGAGGAAUUGGUCCACAUACCGGAACAUUGGUUGGUUUAUCCCGAGCCCAAUCCCUCCCUUCACUACCUGCUGGCCAUUGUAUACAUCCUCUUCACCUUCGUCGCUCUGCUUGGCAACGGAUUAGUCAUAUGGAUAUUCUGCUCAGCCAAAUCGCUGAGGACACCUUCGAAUCUGUUCGUGGUGAACUUGGCGUUUUGCGAUUUCUUCAUGAUGCUAAAGGCACCCAUCUUUAUAUAUAAUUCUUUCAAUACUGGAUUCGCGACGGGUCAUUUGGGAUGUCAGAUCUUCGCUUUCAUUGGAUCGCUCAGUGGAAUUGGAGCAGGCAUGACGAACGCUGCUAUAGCUUAUGACAGAUACAGUACUAUAGCUCGACCACUCGAUGGGAAGCUAUCGCGUGGUCAAGUGAUUCUCUUCAUCGUGCUGAUCUGGACAUACACGAUUCCUUGGGCGUUGAUGCCGCUGAUGCAUGUAUGGGGUCGCUUUGUGCCCGAGGGUUUCCUCACGAGCUGCACCUUCGACUAUCUGACAGAUACGCCAGAGAUACGUUACUUCGUGGCCACGAUUUUCACCUUCUCCUAUUGCAUACCGAUGUUGCUCAUUAUAUAUUAUUAUAGCCAAAUUGUCAGCCACGUGGUAAAUCACGAGAAAGCUCUUCGCGAGCAGGCAAAGAAGAUGAACGUCGAGAGUUUGCGCAGCAACGCGAACACAAACGCUCAGAGCGCGGAGAUACGUAUAGCUAAGGCUGCGAUCACGAUCUGUUUUCUCUUCGUUCUCUCGUGGACUCCGUACGGCAUUCUCGCGAUGAUCGGUGCUUUCGGAAACAAAGCGCUGUUGACUCCCGGCGUUACGAUGAUACCGGCCUGCGCGUGUAAGUUCGUGGCCUGCUUGGACCCGUACGUCUACGCUAUAAGCCAUCCAAGAUACAGAUUGGAGCUACAGAAACGAUUACCGUGGUUGGAGCUGCAGGAGAAGCCACCCGCGGAUGCGCAAAGCACCACGACUGAGACGGUAAACGCACCGUCGGCUUAAGCCUUAUCCGACUUCGUAAUUGAGAUUUUAACUGUAACAGAGGUGACACAAGACGAUAAAACGUGAUGUUCACGAUAGUUGUUGCUAACCAAUUCAAUCCACUCGGAUUUUUUCGAGGUUGCAUGCACACGUUUGCUACUAUAAAAUUUCCUGUUAUAAUUAGAAAACAGCGUGCCGGUUAUGUACAACGCGAAGCAAUAUAAUAAAUCAAACCCCUGGCAUACAUACAGUGCGGAUAUGACACGCCUUAUUCAAUAUUCAUAUCGCUCGGUUGAGCGCGGCGAAUGCUAUGUUAGUCACAAGAAUUGCAGGAAUCGGUGCGGGAAAUUAGAACACAGCCGUGUAAGGAACAAUAACUAGCAAGUUACAACUUUA
Molecule: messenger RNA, 1753 nt
Organism: Odontomachus brunneus
Lineage: Eukaryota; Metazoa; Arthropoda; Insecta; Hymenoptera; Formicidae
Gene: Uvop
Product: opsin, ultraviolet-sensitive
Exons: 6
Coding region: 269-1378 (369 amino acids)
Biological process (GO): G protein-coupled receptor signaling pathway; visual perception
Cellular component (GO): membrane
Molecular function (GO): G protein-coupled receptor activity
Source: RefSeq, a predicted model, not a curated record